CUGUCGAGUGUCGUGGCUUGCGAGCCAGAAAAAAAGGAAUGGUCAUAUUAAUUUUAUCGAGUUUGUUCUUAAUUUUUCAAUUUCAUGAAAUCAAAUUGAUAAUUAUUGGUAAUGAGCUCUCUAAAUAUUCAUUUUCAGUUACUACCCAUGUGCGUAUCAAUUAAAAUAGUAGUGAAAUAGAGAUUUUCUAACUGCAUAUUUCACAUUGUCAUCGCCCAAUGUCGACUGUCCCUCGUGUGUGUGUGUAGUGUGUUGUAUACGCAUUUGUUCGGUGCUGCAUGCAGACUGCAUUGCAGUUGUGCAGUGUGCAUGUGCGCGACAUCGAACAUGAAUCAUAUGGUGAGAUUCUCGUAGUGAAGUGAAUGGCCGUGGCAUGAUGUUGUUUGUCAUGCUCAUGUUGAAAAGUGGAGCUAGCGCUUGCACUAGCAGGGAGUGAACUGCAAGCUCUUUGUGAAAUGGUAAUGUAACAUGAUGUAUGUUCAUGUUCGAGUCUCGAGAUCGGGUGAAGAGGGAAUGUUACAAAAAUUCCUUCUUUCCUGCCACUGCCAGAUUCUACAGUUGUACUGCCGUCUGUUCCAAAGAAGAUAUUGCAACUUUGAGGCAGUUUGUGAGACAGUUUGACAGGAUAAGAUGGCUUUUCAACAAGCAUGAAGAAACCCACUUUAUCAGAGUAGACACAGUUGCUUUAAAAAAAAAAGUAUCUUAACGCUAUAAGGAUUCCAGAGAAUUUCAGAGUGGUACAACACAGUGUUAGGCAUGGCUGCUGAAGUGGCUAAACAGCCGAGCUACAGCAGCGCUGUGUUGGGACCACCAGAGAAAGUUGCACAGGACAUGCUCCCGAAUGAGAACCAUCAAGUCUCUGAGCAGCAGGACUCUUCAGAAUCGAAAGAGAAUGUGAACCCUUCUGCUCCACCCCCAGCUUCGCAAGAUGGAAAGGAUGAAGAUAAAGGUGAAGGGAAGAAUUCUGAAAAGAAUGAAGAGAAGAAGAAAUUUGUACCAGCACCGCCUCCUAAGGUGAAUGCCUGGCAUAGGAACAAGCAAACACCACCCCCUCCUGCUGUAGUGCCAAACAAUGUAACGUCACCGACCCCCGCAGCAGCCGCGGCAACACUUGCUGCUUCAAAGCAACCACAAAAUCCCUCUCAAAGACAAGCAUCCCACAACACUAAAUCUCACCAGGCUUCAAAGCCAGGGGGAGGUAGGACUAACUCAAGACAGUUUAAUGGGCCACGUGAGAAAAGUGCAAAGAGUCCAAAGGCGGAGAAGACUUCCACAAAAGAUCCCAAGGAUUUGGAAGAGAACAAGAAGGAGGCAGCCAAGAAACGCAUGGUUGAAACCACUCCUGCUCCACCCCCUAAAGUAAACGCUUGGACCAAAGCGCCAAUAAACUCAGUUGUACCCCCAGUGGUGCCUCCGAUGGCUAAUGGUAAUGGAACAGAAGAUGCUGCGGAUCCUGUCCCGUCAGCCGUCAGUGCUGCAGAACCAAAGGAAAAGCCAGCUCCUGUGGUUUCUUCUGCACCAGUGAAUGCUUCAGUUUCUGCUCCAUCGGUUGUGAAGGCUGCUUCCAAGGGCAAAAACACUGUGGCAAGUGAUUUCAAUGACUUGAACAGUUGGCCAUCUUUAGGUGCUGCUAACAAGGACGGAUCGGAUCCCCAAUCACCAAGACGCAAGAAGGAAACCAACUCUGCUGGUUCAAAGACCCCACCUGUCACGUCCACAACGCCCCCGUUGGUGAGCGAGCAGGUAGAGACUGCCCCUACGCCCAACACUUCAGCUACUGUCCCGGCAGCACCUUCUGUUGCUGCUGCUACCACCUCCCCAAGGUCACCCAAGCCCAUCUCAACGGACCAGGCCUCGCCGGCUCCAGCUUCAGCUGCUCCUGCAGCUCCUGUACCUGCUCCUGUGGUCACCAAGGAUGUCACAUCUCCGAGAGCCAAGGCGCAGCAGUCAACGGCAUCGUCUGCAGAGAAGGACAAGCAGGCGGAUGAUGGAAAGGGGGAUGGACAGAAAGGAAACAAGAAAAAUCGUGGUAAAGCAGACAAGAAACAAAAGUGGAUCCCCCUUCAGCUAGACCCACCUGAGCCAAGAGGUAAGGGAGGUCGGGAUCGUGAUCGGGACCAUGUUAGGGGUCGCAACGCAUCAGGAGGAGGUAGGAUGCGAGAUAGACCAGUGAGAGACUGUGACCGCGAGAUGAACUGGCGUGAUGUGCCUCGCAGUAGUGGAUCCGAGCCAGCGAAGAGGUCAGAACGUCCCCGUGGGGAUAGCAGGACCAGCAGAGAAACAUUGACAAAGGCUGCCGGUUUUGCUCCACCCAAGGACGACAGGAGUCGCAGCCCUAGCGCAUCGAGCGUUGACAGCCGUAGCUGGCAGAGCCAGAGGAGCUACCGAGGUAGAGGCAGGGGAAGAGGAAGAGGUGGGAGAGGCAGAGGGGGCGGUGGACGAGGUAGCUACUCUGGUAACUUCUGGCAGAGCAACAGCAUGGAUGUCCCAGGAACAACUAAUAACGAACAAACAUCUCCAGAUUCUGAAUUAUUCCAAGAAUUUGUGCCACAGUACUAUGACCUGGGCAGCGCCGAUGCCACUGCAACCGGAGGCACCACCGGUGGCACCACUACCACCACCACCACCUCCAGGGUCAGCACUGGCACCAGAUCGGCCAGCGCCGGUGGGGAUGCAGACUUUGAUACCCCUCAGUUUGUGACUCCGCAGUAUAACAACCCUGUAUUCUACGAUGGCUCCACCCCGGUGUAUACUCCAAGCCUUGCCUCGACGUCGUCUCUCUCCUUCUCUCUGGAUGAGGGCACCCUUAAAGAUUAUGUCAAGAAACAAAUUGAGUACUACUUCAGUGUAGAGAAUCUUGUGAAGGAUAUAUUUUUGAGGAAGAAGAUGGAUGCAGAGGGAUACCUGCCGAUCAGUCUUAUUGCCAGUUUCCAUCGAGUCAAGGCCCUGACUAGUGAUGUUGGCAUCAUCACCACGGCCCUGAAUGACAGCACCGAGGUGGAGCUAUCAUCAGACAAGUCCAAGGUCCGCUGCCGGCUCUCUCCCAUGCAAUGGGUCAUCAACGAUCCGCUAACACCCACCAAAUACGAGCUCUCCUAUGACAGCCCAGAGUUCAUCCCUGGCAAACCCUAUCCUUACACCUCAUCAUAUAACAAAGAUACAGAAUCUGCACCAGUCUCCCCCACACCUGUGGAGACCAUUGAGUCUAGUGACAGAGCCUCUGAUGGUGAGACCAGCGGUCAAGGAAUGUCCAGUAUGAGGGUACCCAUGACACCGGGACUUUCCACCAGCCUACCAGAGAAAGAACCAGGAAAUUGGACAGAGGUCAAGAGGAGGCAUAAAGCGCCAACUCCUAAGGAUAAGAAGAUGAUGUCUCCGCAAACCGAAUCACAGGAUCAUUUUGAAGGAGCUCAGGAGGAGCUGGACUUUCAGUUUGAUGAAGAGCUUACAGAGAUCACUGGCAGGAAAAAUACCUUUUCAGAGUGGUCCGAUGACGACGAUGAGGAUUAUGAGAUCUCAGACAACGAUCUCAACAAGAUCAUCAUCGUGACGCAGACCCCGCCCUGUCUGAAGAAGCACCCCGGAGGUGACAGGACAGGAUACCAUGUCUCACGCUCCAAGAUGACCGCUAACCUAGCCAAGAUCAUCAACGAUGGACUCUACUAUUAUGAAAUGGAUCUAUGGGAUGAAGAUCUUACUAAGGGUGACAUAGCAGCACUGGCUGCAUCGACGGGAACCCACACACCUUUCAGCAAAAUCCAGACCAUCACCAACGAAGAGUUCUCCUGCUUGACCCCUGAGAAACCCCACACCAGGCAGGCAGUACCCCCUGCUCCUCCAGCAGAGAGCAGUCCAGAGGGUGACGUGACUGCAGCGGAAGGAGAAGAAGGAGGCAUUGCAAUCCAGAAGAGUGCAGUGCGUUUAGUGAAGGCAGAAUCGUCAGUGGUAGCUAGGUCAUUACCUACAGCGGUACCAGAAGGCCCUCUCCUGCGUGAGGCCAUGAGGACACCACGUACCCCAAGGGGCAAGGCUCAGAUGUCACCUAGGUUCUACCCUGUUAUGAAGGAGACCAAGCCCAUUGAUAACAAGACUCCAAGGAAACGCAAGACGAAGCACAGUGAAGACCCUCCUGUCGAGAGCCAUGUUGGUUGGGUGUUAGAUUCAAGAGAACAUAUAGCAAGAUCCAGGCAUGCAUCUACAAGCUCACCGUCAGAGGGUGCACCUAUCAGCACCAGUUAUGGAACCCCACUCAACUUCCCCAAGUUUGAGCAUCCUUCCCAUGAGCUUCUCAAAGAGAAUAACUUCACUCAGCAUGCUUACCACAAGUACCAUCAAAAGUGUCUCAAAGACCGCAAGAAGCUUGGAAUCGGCAAGUCUCAAGAAAUGAACACCCUCUUCCGCUUCUGGUCGUUCUUCCUCCGAACGAACUUCAACAAGAAGAUGUACGACGAGUUCAAGAAUCUUGCAGUGGAGGACUCGAUGCAGGGCUACCGUUACGGACUAGAGUGUCUCUUUAGGUAUUUCAGUUAUGGUCUGGAGGUCAAGUUUAGGCCAGAUAUCUAUCAGGACUUCCAGACGGAGACAUUACGGGAUUACGAAUCAGGGCAACUGUAUGGUCUAGAGAAGUUCUGGGCUUACCUGAAGUAUUCCCGAUUGAGAGAGCUGACUACCUUGCCCGAGCUGUCUGAAGCACUCAAGAAGUACAGGACACUUGAAGACUUCAGGGUGGAGCCCCCUAUCAGUGAGAACAAGAAGUCCAGUGGAUCCGGGGACGCCAAGAAGUCCAAGUCCAGUCGAAGUAGACAACAGUCCACAUCCGACCAAUCAGAACAGCAGAGCAAUCUGGAAUCUCAGGGUGCUGUCGGGGGAGCGGAAGAAUGAAUGCCUUGUCUCGACCCCCCGCAGGAUUCAAAUGCUUCGUAUGGUACUAGAACAUUGUUACACAGCAGUAAAGCAUCUAGAUGGCCAUCUUGUCAUUGAGGGAUGUGAAUUAUGCCAUUUGUGAUUUGAUGGGCCAUUGAGCUUGCAGCAUUGUGAAUCGUCAAAGACUGAUCUUGGAAACACGUUUCUGUGGCAUGCUUGUUGGUAGGAACAGACGCUCUGAAGUGGAGUCAUUCAGUUUGCAUGGGGUUUCGGCCCGGAAGGCAUCAACUCCUGGACCAGUUGUGCAACUUGCUGUCCUCGACCACGGAUUACUAAGGAUAUCUAAGGAAAACAUGCUCAAUUUCAUAGUGGGAUGCGAAAACUAGGUAUCUGGGAAUUAAUCAUCAUAGAUAAUGAGUUUCUCCGCCACUGAUAUCGAAGACCGUCGGGCCCCUCUAUGGAUCAUUACUGGUCAGGAGGUCAUCUGCUUCCAUGAAUUUAUACCCUGGCUAUACUGACCAGUCAGGCAUCGCCAUGAGCUGAGAGGCGUCCGGUGUUUUCCUUCCUACGAUGUUUAACAGUUGCCAUGAUACCCUCUCUUAUCAAUCGGUGGUUCCAAGUUUGAUGUUAGCACUGUUGUUAGAAGCACAAUAUAGAUGCCUUUCCCAUCUUUAAAACCCGAUGUGAGUGUACAACAAUGAUCCAAAUUACAUUAUUGGUAGCCCAAUGCCUGGUGAGAUUUGGCUCAUAACACAAAGUUUAGCAAUUGAUCGUACAUCUUAUUCCCACGCUUGAUUGUACACAAUGACCAAUGUAAUCAAUCAUAAAAGUCAGAAUGGCGAUCAAUCACUAUUCUUUAUGAAAAGCCUCCUGGUAUCUUGAGUAGGCUAAUCUUGAGAGAUUUUGCAUGCUCUUUAGCUUGGGGCUAGCUUCUAUUUUUCUUUCUUCACUGUCAAUUUUCUUUUGAAUACACAGGAAAUGAUUAGCAAGACGUGUCCUUGGUGAAGUAUAUUUUCGAGUAUAAUUCUUGGAUGAUGUUUACAUAGUGUAACUGUCUUCUUCUUUCAAGCCAUACCAUUAUGAUGGAAUGAAUGCAUUUGACCCUGCUCAUUCUAAUGAAUCCUUGGAAUGCUUGUAACCCAACCUUUGCCAAAAGUAGUUACCACUGCUGUAUUGCCCCCUAUUGGAGUUAAAAUAUGUUGGGUGUUUUCCUCAGGGUCCCUUGUGUGAAUAUAGUUCUUUGUCCUUUUUAUGGCAACUAGUAUGGCAGCAUGGCUGAGCAGCGAAUCGGACUCCACCAGGUUGCCAUGACAAUUACUAUAA
Lytechinus variegatus (green sea urchin) is the source of this 6186-nucleotide messenger RNA. Its product is annotated as la-related protein 1-like. Lineage: Eukaryota; Metazoa; Echinodermata; Echinoidea; Temnopleuroida; Toxopneustidae. Gene Ontology annotation, molecular function: RNA cap binding. Gene Ontology annotation, biological process: mRNA stabilization; positive regulation of translation. Bases 757 to 4881 code for a protein of 1374 amino acids. Gene Ontology annotation, cellular component: cytosol; cytoplasmic stress granule. The transcript is spliced from 21 exons. The record is from RefSeq and is a predicted model, not a curated record.